CAGCGGCGGCAAAGGUUUCCCAAACGAACUUGCGUCCAUUUUGCUACAUCUCGUUUCUUUUCGUUGUUGUUUUUAUCAGAUUUUGUAUAGUAUUUUUGAUCGCUGCGGGUUUAUAUGCUACAUAAUUGUAUAGAGCCCGCCGGUCAUGUGUCCAGUGUCGUCCUGCAAUGCGAUCCUCGGCGCCUAUUGACAGCCAAUCACCGCAUCAUCUUUGAUUGCAUCGACAACUGCUGGCCUGUACACAGCUGGACGACCAAUUGAAGUCUGAUCAAGAUGGUUCACCAGCAAUCGUACGAUCACCGCCAUUCGUCCUAUCACCCGCCGUCGGCGUUCAGUGUCGAUCCGAUGGGCCAGCCGGUCAAGAACAAAAAUUACCAGCAGCAGCAGCAGCAGCAGCAGGCCAACCAGCAAACCAGCGGGGCUAGUGCUGGCGCUGGCCUGCGGCCGAUGGGUAAAAACCGGAACAACAACAACAACAACAAUUCGUCGACGUCUUCGUCGCCCACUUCGUCCAGCGCCGUCAAUGAUAACGACACCUUUGCGCGCUUCUGGCCGCAGCCGGCCAAUAACGGCGGCAGUCGGCCGUGCAGCAGCGGGCCGGGAUGCGGGGCAACGCUUCCGCAUCCCUCCGGGCCCAUCAGUGGCGGCGGCACAUCCAGCAAUGGCAACAACUCUUAUUCCGCCGUCGAGAAUGACGUCCGGUGGUCCAAAUUACUCCGACACGACGGUACACCCACCAAGGUUUUACUCUACCCGGAAGAAGGAUGGGCCAGAACGGCCACCAACGCCUAUUGGCUCCUGUCGAUCCCUUGGUGGAACCGCAAUCGCUGCAAAGUCGUCGAAGUCGCCGGAACGCGGAGGAGUACGACGCAGGCCAAGUUGAUCGACGCCGGCGACCGGCGAACGGUUUACGUGGUCGGCUCGUUCAAGAGCUCGUCGUCGUCGUCGCCGGACCUCUCGUCAUCCGAGCCGCAAUUCAAAUUGGCCCUGACGUCGCACAUCACGACGGCCGACGUCAAUCUCGGCUACCUGAUGACCGGCACGCUGGAGCGGGGCCGUCACGGCGACUCGCUCCAGCCCACCCAUUUCGCCGUCCUCCGUAAAUUCGAUUGGAAUAGCCAACAGCAGCAGCAGCAACAACAGCAACAGCACUGAUGAAAUAUUAUACGACGAUUCAAAUACUACUCGCUCUGUCCAAUUAGAAAAAAAUGAAUGCUGCAAAUUGCGUGUUGUAUUACACGGCCGUCCGAUCUGCUCCAAGGAAGAUCAACUCUCAUUUGUUUUGUUUUUUUGUUUUCUGAGAAAUAAAAACACUUUGAUUCGAUGUGACAGUCUCCACACUGCCGAUUUUCUUUCGAUUACGUAAUCCGCUCGAGUCGCCAUGUCUAAUCUCAAUCCGCAGUGUGUGUGUGUGUGUGUGUGUGUAACUACACACACGUCUUCUUACGUCUAGACGUGCGCGCUAGACAUCGUUAGGAAUGCUCCGCCGCCGAAACUUGCCACUUGAUUGUGUGUACGAGGUACAACGGUGAGCUGGCCUAGCUGACGACGUUAUUUAGACUCUACAGACACACAUUUUUCUAUCUAUCUAGCUGCUGCUGCCACUGCUGCUCUCCUUGCUGCCUCCUGAUGCACUAUUGUUUCUUGUUAUACUUAUAUCGUAUAUUAUUAUUCUUUCUCUCUUUCUCUCUCUCUCUCACUGCGUGCUGUGACUGCUGUCUCUGUCUCUGGCCUCUGCUCUCAUUCGAUACUCACCCAAUGUCUCCUCCUUAUUUCGGUCUCUCCGUCCCGGGCGCAAGAAAAGGAAGAAAGGGAGUCGCUCUUGUCUUCAUAAUUCAAUCAAGAAAUCCCAGAAUUGAAUCAAAAGAAAAGAAAAAGAAAAAUUUAGAAAACAAGAGAGAGAGAAAAGAUAACCAAAAAAUUCCUUCAUUCCGAGUCUUGUACGUUACACAACAACUGCUGUUUUUUUUUGUGUGUGUUAUAUUCUGAUGAAAUUGACUUGGACGAAUGCGAGCACGGAGUAGUUGUGUAUAGACUGCUACUGCUCCUCUCUCUACUACACAAUAGAUAUAAACAUAAUAUAUACACGCAGUACACAUAUAUAAACACCGUUCCUCGGAUUCUCCAACCCUCCCCCUCUCUGCCAUCUCGUGUUCUCUCUUAUCUUCUUCUUCUUGGGUUAUUCCCUUAUAUUCCUUAUAUACUCCUCCUCCCCCUCACUAUAUUCUAUAUAUAAUAUAAAUAUAUACUCGGCAUCUCUUUGUAUAAUACUCGUGCCAAUACAAUCGGGUCGAAUUUGAGA
Molecule: messenger RNA, 2302 nt
Organism: Daphnia pulicaria
Lineage: Eukaryota; Metazoa; Arthropoda; Branchiopoda; Diplostraca; Daphniidae
Product: rho GTPase-activating protein gacU-like
Exons: 4
Coding region: 274-1155 (293 amino acids)
Source: RefSeq, a predicted model, not a curated record